AUGGGUGGGGGUGAGCUCCCUUCUCCCCCAGGCCCCUUUUCCUUUCUGGGGCGUUUUCGGGGCUUUUCGGUGUCCCCGGUCCCCGCGAUGUCUCCGCACCCUCCCGGCCCCGGUCUCGAACCCGCGGCACUACGGGUCAGGAGAAGCCCCGCCUCUUUCCUCGCCCACUCUACGUUUCUCGCAUUCUAUUGGCUACUGGUCGUGCCAGUCGCGACUGCCCCGCCCUUUUUUUUUGCACCGCCUUCUCUCAGUGCCCCGCCCCUCGCACGCACUGAUUGGUCAGGUGUGAUGUCACUGCGGCUGCUUCUCUGCGUUCAUUGGGUAGCGCUGCUGUCCGUCACGCCGCUGAGGCGGUGGAGGCGGUGGCGGCCAUUUUGGAGCAGGGCGCGGGGCCGCACGCAGCGGCGGGAGCGCAGAGCCCCCCCCCUCCCCGCCAUGGCAGCCCCGCUCGGUACCGGCGCCUUCACGGAGGAGACCGGGCAGGAGAAACAGGACUCUGAGAAGGACAAAGGCCUUUCCCCUGAGAGGGCAGAGGAGGCCAAGCUCAAGGCCAAAUAUCCCAACCUGGGCCAGAAGCCCGGGGGCUCUGAUUUCCUCAUGAAGAGGCUGCAGAAAGGGCAAAAGUACUUCGAUUCUGGCGACUACAACAUGGCCAAGGCCAAGAUGAAGAACAAGCAGCUGCCAAGUGCGGGCCCUGACAAGAACCUGGUGACAGGAGACCACAUCCCCACGCCCCAGGACCUGCCCCAGAGGAAGUCCUCGCUGGUCACCAGCAAGCUGGCAGGGUAGCUGCCCUCCCACCGGGGGCUGCCCUCUUUUUGUCUCUUUUUUUGGCUCAAGGGAUUGAACUUCACUGUACCGUAGGGAUGGGAGCAGCAGAAUCCACGGGGUUGUUUGAGAAUUUCCAGCAAACGCAGCCCAGGGCUGGCUGGGGCAGGGUUGGGCUGGCCCUUCCUCUCCGAGAGGCUUUGCCUUAAUUUCUGCUGCUGUGUGGAAGCGUGCUGGCUGCCAGAGCCACUGGAGCUCUGCCUCCUUGCUGGCUGGGAGAGCCCCAGAGGGGCAGAGAGGGAGGGAGAGGGGUGGGGAGGGAUUUCAGGGCUUGGGGUGGCAGAGACUGAGCCAGCUGGGCAGGAGAGGGAUCCCAGGUCUGCAGAGAGGGAUCCCAGAUCUGCAGAGAGGGAUCCCAGAUCUGCAGAGAGUGACCCCAGGUCUGCAGAGAGUGACCCCAGAUCUGCAGAGAGUGACCCCAGAUCUGCAGAGAGGGAUCCCAGAUCUGCAGAGAGGGAUCCCAGAUCUGCAGAGAGGGAUCCCAGAUCUGCAGAGAGAGCCCCAGGUCUGCAGAGAGUGUCCCCAGAUCUGCAGAGAGAGAUCCCAGAUCUGCAGAGAGGGAUCCCAGAUCUGCAGAGAGAGAUCCCAGGUCUGCAGAGAGGGAUCCCAGGUCUGCAGAGAGAGAUCCCAGGUCUGCAGAGAGAGAUCCCAGAUCUGCAGAGAGUGACCCCAGAUCUGCAGAGAGAGAUCCCAGAUCUGCAGAGAGGGAUCCCAGGUCUGCAGAGAGGGAUGCCAGCUAUGGAAAGUGGGAUCCCAAAUGUGGAAAGUGUGAUCCCAGCUCUGGAAAUUGUGAUCCCAGAUCUGAAAAGUGAUCCCAGGUCUGGCAGGUGUGAUCCCAGCUUCGGAAAUUGUGAUCCCAGAUCUCACAGGUGUGAUCCCAGAUCUGCAGAGAGUGAUGCCAGCCAUGGAAAGUGGGAUCCCAGCUUUGGAAAUUGUGAUCCCAGCUCUGAAAAGUGAUCCCAGCUUUGGAAAUUGUGAUCCCAGAUUUGGAAAUUGUGAUUCCAGCUUUGGAAAUUGUGAUCCCAGAUCUGAAAAGUGAUCCCAGCUUUGGAAAUUGUGAUUCCAGAUCUGGAAAUUGUGAUUCCUGGUUUGGCAGGUGUGAUUCCAGAUCUGGAAAUUGUGAUCCCAGCUCUCACAGGUGUGAUCCCAGCUCUGGAAAUUGUGAUCCCAGCUGUCACAGGUGUGAUCCCAGCUCUGAAGGCACACUCAGGUGUGAGCUUUAGACCUUCAAAGUGAAGAAAUUGGCUGAGAUGAAAAAAAUUCCAGGGCUUUGUUGGGCUGAGCUGCCUGGGAUCUGUCCCUGGCUCAGGACAGCACGUCCAGAGGGUUUGGGACAGGGCUUGGGCAGUGUUUGAAACAUCUCUGGGUGCUUUGGGGGUAGAGCCCCAGCUCGGCUGGAGGAGCUGGGCUGAGCUUGGCCAGAGGGGCAAAACCUGAGGGGCUUGGCUGAGUUUGUUUAGAGAGACACAACCAGAAGAGCUUGGCUAAAUUUGGCCAGAAGGGCUUGGCUGAAUUUGGCCAGAGGGACAAAACCAGAUGGGCUUGGCUGAGCUUGGCCAGGGGGACAAAACCAGUAGAGCUUGGCUAAAUUUGGCCAGAAGGGCUUGGCUGAAUUUGGCCAGAGGGACACAAGCAGAGAGGCUUGGCUGAAUUUGGCCAGAAGGGCUUGGCUGAAUUUGGCCAGAGGGACUUGACUAAAUUUGGCCAGAGGGACACAAGCAGAGAGGCUUGGCUGAAUUUGGCCAGAAGGGCUUGACUGAAUGUGCCCACGGUGUCUCAGCUGCCUCAGGGGUGGGGGACACUUCCUCUGUCCCUGUCCCUCCUGGCCCAGGGGGGUGAGCCCAGCUCCUGUGCCCCAGCAGAGCUGGGAGCUGAAGGCAGCAGCAGCAGCAGGAGGAGCUCAGGACACAGCAGAGCCCAGCCCUGGCUGCUCACACAGCAGCAGCAGAGCAGCCAGGAGGGGAUUUGUGCUGCUGGGCUGAUCGUGGAGGGAGGGAGGCAGGAACCACCCAGGAAGGGAUAAAAAUGUGAAGGGUGUUGAGGCAAACCUGUGCUUUGGAAGGGUUGGGCAUCCCAAGCUUGGAUUUGGUUUUUUCCCAAUUUUUUUUCCUUUCUUGUGUUUUGUCUCAAGCCUGGGGAAAAAAAAAAAAAAACAAAAUCCCCAAAUUAACACCAACAUCACAACAAAAAACCCCAAACCUCAGAACCUGCAGAGGCAGGGCUGGGGGUGGCACUGUCCCCUCCUGCUGCCCUGGGUGACACUUUUCCAUGCAGGGACAAGUUUGUGCCAGGGCAUUCAAAGUGGUUUUUUUUCCCUUUCUUGUUUUUUCUUUCUCUCAAACCUGGAGAGGAAAAACCCCAAACUUUAGAACCUGCAGAGCCAGGGCUGGGGGUGGCACUGUCCCCUCCUGCUGCCCUGGGUGACACUUCUCCAUGCAGGGACAAGUUUGGGCACAGCUGUACCAAGGCAUCCCAAAACUUUGAUUUCUUUUUUUUUCCCUUCUUGUUUUUUCUUUCUCUCAAACCUGGAAGGGGGAAAACCCCAGAACUCCCAAAUUGGGGGUUAAUAUCAAUAUCAGAACAAAAAACCCCAAACCUCAGAACCUGCAGAGCCAGGGCUGGGGGUGGCACUGUCCCCUCCUGCUGCCCUGGGUGACACUUCUCCAUGCAGGGACAAAUGUGGGCACAAAAUCCUGCCCCAGUGUCAGCCCCAGGGGCCAAAGGAAGGGAGGCAGGAGUGAAGGAUGCCCAGGAAGGGUUUUCCUCCUGUUCCUGCUCACCUGGGUGUUCCCUGUGUGUGUCACCUGUGUCACCUCCCUGCUGCUCUCCAGGAGUGUUUACCCAGGCUGUGCUGGAAUCUGGGUCUCCCUUCUGGUGUUUCCUGGGAGAAAACAGCCCUGGGGAGGGGACAAGGAGUGGGGGCAUUGGGACCUGUCCCUUGUCCCCACAGGGUCCUGCUCUGGCCUCCAGCCCCUCCUUGGGUGUCCUGCUGUCUGUCUGUCCCGGCCACGUUGUAAAUAGAUGACAAAAAUAUAUAUAAAAAACCAAAUAUAUAUAUAUAUAUAUAA
This is a messenger RNA of Haemorhous mexicanus (house finch), 3896 nucleotides long. It is a transcript of the gene ENSA, whose product is annotated as endosulfine alpha. The record is from RefSeq and is a predicted model, not a curated record. Bases 1 to 789 code for a protein of 262 amino acids. Gene Ontology annotation, molecular function: protein phosphatase inhibitor activity. Gene Ontology annotation, cellular component: cytoplasm. Lineage: Eukaryota; Metazoa; Chordata; Aves; Passeriformes; Fringillidae. The transcript has 3 exons.